GAAAUAGUAAGGGUGAGGGGUACUCUAGAAACGCCAGCUCUAUUACGACGACCUCUCCAUAGACAGGCUGUUCACUGUUGCGAUUUUUUGUGUUGUUGCAGCAGAAAUUGCGUGUUAGUGUUAGGUAUACUUUUUUGGCAUUCUUUCUAUAUUACGUCUUAAUGCAGAAAUAAAAUAAAUUAAGCACAUUUUGAAAGAAACUGAAUCUUCAAUGGUCACCAUUCAUUUCAACCCAGACCAUAUCGCUGUAGCCAUGUCUGCCACCAAAGGCUGUUUAGUGUGCCGGUCAACUGGUGGUCACUUCACAGUCUCCAGGGGACGAAGUCGGUCAGCUUGUAGAAGACAGUAAACGCCUGCAAGCGGUGCAUCAGACCUGUGUUGGGGGAAGUGGGAAGGGAGGCGGGGAAUGCAGGAAGCUCGCAAUUUGUGGUGGACUGCCGACCGACGGCGUCCUCACCCCACCCCCAGCUAAAGAUCAGAGGAAUGUGGAGGGGUGCAGGUCACAAUGUUGUGUGUGUGUAGGGGGAGUAAACCUAUAAAAAAAGAAAAAAACAACGCUAGGCCCUUGAAGGUGGUUGAGCAGAGAGGUGAGCAGCUAGCGCAUUCCAAACUAUCGUAAACAGUCGCCACGAGACAAAGCACACUGUCUCUCUCACCUUCCCCCCACCUCGCCAACUCCCAGGUGCUCGGCUGAAUGCCUUGUGGCUAUUGCAGCGUGAACGCCGUGUGCAUGCCAGACGAGGCUUGUCGACCGCAAGGUGCAGUCGUUGCCGCACCGGCUCUAGCGCCGCGCGCCUCUUGCUGUCCUCCCGCUAACGGUAGACCAGCAGGAAAGUCUUCUCAUAAUCGUGUUGUCUUCACUGUCAACAAGGCUUGUGUGAUACAAACUCUACAAAUGUAGGCCUCUUGCGAAUGGUGCCAGGAAAGGGACUUAGUGUGUAAACAGAGAUGUUUAACAAACCAUUGUGAUUGCGCUGAGUGAACCAGAUGUAGACAGUAUUGGAUGCUCAAACAUCACAGUUUGAUUUGGUGGACAGAGAGUUCAGGAUAAUCUUACACAAUUUGAUUUUGUGGACAGAGCAUUGGAUACCCAAUCCUGCAUGUUUUGAUUUUGUGGCUAAACAUGGGUGUACAAGCACAUAAUUCAGAGGUGAUCUACGAAAACUCAAAUUUUUCCAAGCGUCGAUGCUCUCUUUGCCAUCUUCAUCAGACUGCAAGCAUGGCCCAACAGCAGCAAUAUCGUGACCCUCCUCCAUAUCCUGGUCACUCUAAACAAGUCCUCAACAAUCAGCCAGGUCUUCGACAAAGUUUUUCGGGAAGCGAGACCAGCACAGAUGUUUCUCUUUCUUCAACGGAGAACCUGGCCACGUGGCAGAGACAAGAACCACAAGGGGAGGAAACUCAAGCACCCCUUUACCAGCAACUGGAUGAUGGCGGCUACAGCAUCCUGGCAAGGCUGGGUAUGCCAUCUGCAGCGCUGGAUAUGAAAGGCGGGCAGGAUCCACAGGUUCCAUCAUCACUGUCUUUUCUGUCUGUUGGAUCGCAUGUUUCGCCAUACUUUGCACACCCCGUACACUCCCAAUCAGUGUAUGCUAGCACCUGUGGACCAGCUAGUCAGGAAGACUCUACAAAUAUUUACAGUGUGGUAGGGAACAGAAACACUUUGACAGUUCCACAUCAUUGGCAAGCACAUGGACUUCCCCCGCCACAGUCUGGACAAUACGCACGAAGUGUUACCCCCACCUACCACCAUCCCCAUCCCUAUGUCAACUCCCAGUGGUCACCUGGGGAAGGGGUGGCAACUACUCGCUCAUCUCAGAAUACACAAUUGUUGUCUUACUUGGUCAACUUGCCGCCACCGCCAGAGUACCCAGGAAACAAAGCAUCGGACAAAAAGGAUAUAUGUCGAUCUCAUGAACGCAUACCAUGUAAAGUGGAACUGACACGUUCACACCCAGACUUGUCCCGCUUGUCAGAGCCAGCAUCUUCACAGGGUCAGCCUCAAAGUGGGACAGCCCCACUAGGCAUGCACACAGCCAGUGAACCCAUCUUUACCAUUGCUGCUUCAGGGUCAUCAGGUUCAGGGUCCCAGGUGAAGCUGCAGCAGUUAGUGGCAAUGUUGUCAGCAGACAAUGAAAAACUAAGAGAAGAAUUAGCAUCAUGCUACAAAAAAGUCAACAAAUUACAGAAGCUGGAACUGGAAAUACAGAAUGUUCAUGAAGCUUAUGAAUCUUUGGUCAAGUCAUCUCAGAAACGAGAGAUUCUAGAAGCAGCUGUGAAGUCCAAAUUGGAGGAAGAAGUUCGUAGGCUGCGUUUGCAGUUGGAGGAGGUUCAAGCUAAAAGCCACAAGUCAGCAGUUACGAAACAACAGUCAUUGGAGUCCAGUUUACCCAAAGUGAAAAGUGAAAGUGAUGUCACCAUUUCCAAGCUGUUGUCACAAAAUCAGCAGCUGGCUUCACGGCAAGAAAACUUAGAGACACAGGUCGCAAACUUGCAGCUGUCAGCUGCUCAGCACAAAGCACAGCGGGACCUUCUUAAUGCCAGGCUGGCUGCUGCGCAGGACAACCUUUGCCUCUUAGAGGAUGAAGUCCGUAAAAAGGAUAUGCAGAUGGGACGUGUUGAACAGCUACAGAAAGCAUUCACCUCACUUCAGACAUCAAGUGACCGACGAGAAGAGAUUGAGAAACAACUUCGUCUGCAUCUGGAACGGGAACUGGAUAUGUACAAGUCACAAGAAAAGGGCCUUGCGACAGAGACAGAGAUAGUAAGAGAGGAGGGCAAGUGUGUGGCUGGUCUGCAGCAGCUGCUGAGUGAGAAAGAUAAGAAAAUCCUGCAGCUACAAUCUCAACUUGUUAAGUUGGAACAGAAUUUUUCAGAGCUGCAAGCUUUGCGGCAUAUGGAGGACAGAACAAGCACCCAUGAGGUACAGAUUGCAGCUUGGGAAGAAAGUUCUGUGGAAACAGGAAAAUUAUUUGAUGAAGCAAUGUCUGAAAAGCUACAGCAUAUUGAAGAACUGUAUCAGUCAAACCGACGAGUGGCAGAAUUGGAAGCUAAGGUUAAAGGUCUUCAGAAACAGUUGACAGAAAAGGAGGCUAUGGUCAAGAUGUACCAACGCACACCAGCCAGCCUCCCACGCAGCUCCAGUGUGCACACUCUUUCCUGCUCCCCUCUCCACUCUCCCCGUCCCUCCCUCAUUGCAACAACUGCACUCACACGGCCACUGACAUCAACCACUGCAUCAGGAAGCAGCAACGGUGACUUUGUUCAUGCCAGACAUGUCAAGACAGGCAGCACAAGUGCCAUAGAAACUGGUCGCAAAAUGUCACUUGAUGACACCCUCAGUGAACAGCGCCAGGCUUGUCACCCAGUGAGCAAAAGUGACUCAGAGGAGGAGACAAGACUGUGGCAAGUGUGAGCACUUUGUCAGAAGAUUUGUUGGUGCAUUAUCUUGAUUAGAGACAAUAAGCAAACUAUGUGCCACAGGAAUUUUUUACUUGAAGAUAAAGAAAAGGACCUGGUCACAAGUGAAAACAUUUUGAACUGUCCAUGCCAUCAGCUGCUGAGUGAUGCAACACACAGUUUGCCAUGCUGUUUGACAGCAUCACCAUGGAGUGUUUGUUGCUCUAUUUGCAGUGCUGCAUGAUUGGUCAUCAAGUUGUUCCACCAUCCCAUGUAUGCAAGCUGACUGACAAGUCUUUGUAAAUGGGCCAUUGGAGACACAUCUGGAAAGAAAGUGCAUAUGUUGCAGUGACAAGUUUUUUUCCCAUCAGCCAGAUAGGACAUGUACAGUCUUGUCAUGCAGUUUCAUUUUUAACAGAGACAAAGAGGCUAUCUCUGGGGCGGUUACGUAAGAGCUUAAGAGUGCUAUUUGCCUGUUACUGGCCUGCUAAUAUAAGUGCCCCUAAAGACUGGAGUGUAUUAUGCCUAAAUAGCAGCACAAGUGCAGACAUUUGAACUCUGAGAGUUGCCAUGUCACACCAUACAUCGUUUUAUGAGAAUAUAGAUGAUCAACCAAGGGAGGCUGAUUGGGUGGGGAAUUGCAAUCUUGAUUUGAAAGUGCUGAAGACUGAAGCACCUUGUUUAUAUAUAUGCACAAGAGAGAGGCCCCAUGUCUCAUACUUCAUGGAAAAAAAAUGUCUCCAGGUUGCAUCUAUUUAAUAAUUUUUAUGGGGGAGGGGCCUUCCUUUGCAAAGAAUCCACAGUACAGAUAGGAUACACAUGAGCAUUGAUAAUAUAGGAAUUGGCAUGGCUACUUAUUUAUUCUUGCUAUGGUACAAAAGCACAUAGAUGGGAAAAAGUAAAAUGGGGUCAGGGGGGUUGGGAAAAGUGCCCUGAUGAAACGUGCAAUAUGUCUUGGUGGUGCUGUAUGCUGGCCUUGUGUCUCAAGUUUGAUGAAAAUGUGCCCACUUGAAGAUAGGUCAGUUGUUUAUAUCUGGGGAACACACAGAUGCACAGCACCACCCCUGAGAAAAUAGUAUGUUUUUUGGGGUGGUUUUUUGUGAGACUUGGUUAUACUCUUUCCUGCUGUUGUUGCAAUACCCUGGCAUUUGUGCAUCACCUUGUAACAAACAUUUGCAGUACAGACUGGCUCCACACUGACAGUUGAUGUACAAUAGUCAGAAAUGCUAACAUCUAGUCCCAUUUUGUGACAGAAUGUUUUGUUGUCAACUGUUUUCUUUCAUCAGCUUGUAAGAUAUUUGUUAUAUGUGUUGUGAGGUGAUGAAGCACAAGCAUGACAAGAAGCAGAGACAAUUUUAGACCUGUGUUCAUGUUGAUUAGGGUUGGAAAACUUUCUUGCAUCAUGUGCUUAUUGUCACUUGUCACAGUACACAAAAGUAGAAAAUUCAUGGUGUAUUUGAUAAGACUAGUAGUUUAAUAUCGGUGCUUUAGUCAUUUGAUCUAGUUUCUCAAGCACUAGCUACUAUUGUUGCUAGAGCCAUUGCUGUAUUUAAGAAAUGUGACUGGAGAGUCAUUACUGAUGAUGCGAAGGUAAUAUUUUCAUGGCUUUUUUUAAAAAUGGGGAUGGGGUGGUAGAUGUGGUGAACAGAAAUCGGUCAAAUAAGCUUACUGGUCAGUUGGAUGGUAGAUGUUUUGCAUGUGGAUUGAAUGCUUUGGCUUGGAGCUGCUUGCAGAUCAGGUUAUGCGCUGAUAGGAAGAAAACUUGUGACUACCUGCUGGUCAGGUGAUAAUUUGCAGGAUGCCUGCAGGUCAGGCAGUGUGAUGAUGGGCCAGAGGUGGGUCUCUGUCUGCUGGUCAGGUAAUCAUGUUGGUGGGAGAAAAGGGUACUAGCACUGAAAAAUCUGCAGAUUUUUUUCUGAGAUUAGUUUCUUGCUACCUUUAAUGAAAGUUAUCAAAAUAUUUAUCAGAAAUGAACUUGUGUGUGAACAUUUCAUUAUUUGCUGUCAUUAAUUUGUAGAAAUGAGGUAGUAUUCUGUAUUUUUGUAAGAUCACAGUCCUUUUUACUUUGGUGAUACACAUUAAAGCUGCCUGUGCUGAUUAAAUCCAUAUCUAAAAGAAGAGAUAUUGUUGCUAUACUCACACAAGGCCUGUUUUCUAUUUUGAUAGUAAUCUAACUGAAAAGUUUGGAGUCUCCUUUUUUACUUGGAAUGUUACAUUUUGUGAGUAAGUUUCAUUUUGAGCCUUUUUUCUUGGAAUGUUAACUUUGUGAACAAGUAUCAAACUUUUGAAAUUUUAUACCAACAUAAUAGUUGAAUCAUUUUAUGCCUGGAUUAUGAUGUCUGAUGUGGUUUUUUUUGUCUGGAAUGUGUAACUGUCAUGUGAUGUACACUGCUUCUUCUGUAACCUUUUGAGGAAGAAAGCAGACUGAAUUGGAAUAAAUUAUUUUUGUGAAAAGGGUGGUUUUCCCCGUUUUGCUGUCUUAAACAGCUUGUACAAUAACCAUUCCUUUAUUAGUGUAUAGACAGACAUAUGGUUCAUAUAUUUUGUACAGCCAGUUAUGCAAUUUUUGGUAAUUUAACUACUUAUACCUAAAAUAGAUGAUUGAGAAUGUCA
Pomacea canaliculata is the source of this 6012-nucleotide messenger RNA. RefSeq names its product angiomotin-like. The record is from RefSeq and is a predicted model, not a curated record. The coding region runs from base 1124 to 3415 and encodes 763 amino acids. Gene Ontology annotation, biological process: regulation of cell migration; actin cytoskeleton organization. The transcript has 15 exons. NCBI's taxonomy places the organism in Eukaryota, Metazoa, Mollusca, Gastropoda, Architaenioglossa, Ampullariidae. Gene Ontology annotation, cellular component: bicellular tight junction; cytoplasmic vesicle; plasma membrane.